Molecule: messenger RNA, 2269 nt
Organism: Nanorana parkeri
Lineage: Eukaryota; Metazoa; Chordata; Amphibia; Anura; Dicroglossidae
Product: protocadherin gamma-B1-like
Exons: 1
Coding region: 2-2269 (755 amino acids)
Biological process (GO): homophilic cell-cell adhesion
Cellular component (GO): plasma membrane
Molecular function (GO): calcium ion binding
Source: RefSeq, a predicted model, not a curated record
CAUGGUAUGGCAAGUAUUUUGCUUUAUUUCUUUUUUUACUAGAAAUAUUUCUGGACAAUUACAAUACUCAAUACCUGAGGAACUAAAGAAAGGAUCUGUAGUUGGGAAUGUUGCAAAGGAUCUUGGGCUGAAUGUAAAGGAACUCACAAUCAGAAAGUUCCAGGUCAUUGCUCAGCAAAAAAAACAGUAUUUCAAUGUGAAUUUGGAGACAGGUGACUUAUUUGUGUCUGAAAUCAUUGACAGAGAAGCAUUAUGUGGGGCUAAACAGAGCUGUAUUUUGAACCUUGAAGCUGUCAUAGAAAAACCUUUGAAUUUGUAUACAGUUACUAUUGAAAUUCAGGAUGUGAAUGACAAUGCUCCUAUAUUUUCUAAGAAAUAUUUUUAUAUCGAAAUUAGUGAACUUAUCUUACCUGGGGUACGGUUUGCACUAGGCAUUGCUAAAGAUCCAGACAUAGGCACCAAUUCUGUUCAAACGUAUACACUUACAAGUUCUGAGUUCUUCAGCCUUGGGGAGAAACAUACUAAUGAUGGAAUUAUGUACCCAGAAAUUAUACUAGAAAAGUCACUUGACAGGGAAAGGCAAAGUUUCUAUGAAUUCGUUUUGACUGCUUUUGAUGGUGGACAACCACCAAAGUCUGGUUCAGUCAUAGUUAAAAUUGACGUUCAAGAUGUUAACGAUAAUUAUCCAGUAUUUUCCCAGGACAAAUAUCACAUACGAUUACAUGAAAAUGCACCUUUUGAUUUUGUACUGAUUAGUUUAAAUGCAACUGACAAAGAUGAAGGAUAUAAUUCCAAAAUCACCUAUGCAUUUAGCCAAAUUUCUGAAAAUGCCCAGCAAAUCUUUGUUAUAGAUCCUCUGAAUGGGGAUAUUAAAAUAUCUGGAAAUUUGGACUAUGAAACAUCAGAAAGUUAUGAAAUGACUGUAGAAGCUAAAGAUGGAGGUGGACAUGUCACUCACUGCAACAUAUUAAUUCAAGUGAUUGAUAUAAAUGAUAAUGCCCCAGAAAUAACAGUCACUUCCCUCUCAUCAACAAUUCCAGAGGAUUCACCUCCAGGUACAGUCAUAGCGUUAAUCAAAAUUCAGGAUUUGGAUUCCGGAAUGAAUGGUGAAGUUACUUGUCAGAGCUCUAACACACUGUCCUUUAAACUAAUACCAACUUCUAGUAGUUAUUAUAAACUUGUCACUACAGCAAGCAUGGAUCGAGAAUUCAAUUCCAUUUACAACAUUACAGUUCAGUGUGUGGAUAAUGGAUCACCUCCUUUGACAAGCAAUAAAUCUAUACCGUUGGCUAUUUCAGAUGUGAAUGACAAUCCUCCUGUUUUUGAGAAAAUGCAAUACAUUUUCUAUAUUUCAGAAAACAAUCAACCAGGAACCUCGAUACUCAAUGUCCGUGCUGUAGAUCGUGACUGUGAUGAAAAUGGAAAAAUCACUUACAACAUUUUAAGCAGUAACAUAGAAGAAAUUCCAGUAUCUUCAUACAUGUCCAUAAACUCAAUGACUGGAAUUCUUUAUGCUCAGAGAUCUUUUGAUUAUGAACAGUUACGAGAAUUUCAGUUCCAAGUGAUGGCCAAAGAUAGUGGAACUCCUGCUCUAAGCAGUAAUGUCACAGUAAGGGUUUGCAUUAUUGACAAAAAUGAUAAUAGUCCUAAAAUCCUUUAUCCAUCUCAGGAAAAUGAAGAAUCAGGAUUAUUUGAAUUUAUUCCUCACACUGCCGAGAAAGGUUAUCUAGUGACCAAGGUGAUUGCGGUGGAUGCUGACUCUGGACACAAUGCCUGGCUCUCCUAUCAUUUCUUACAAGUUUCUGAACCUUCUCUGUUUGUUAUUGGCCAGCAGACAGGUGAAAUCAGAAUAGGACGAGACCUUCCAGACAAAGAUUCUUUCAGACAAAAGGUUGUGAUUCUCGUAAAGGACAAUGGUGUUCCAUGUCUGUCUUCUACAGUCACAUUGAAUUUAGUUAUGGCUGAAAGCUUUCAACAAGUUGUGCCCGAGAUAAAAAGAAAACCGAAUACAUCACAGACCUCAUCAAAUGUAUCUUAUAUCCUUGUAAUAGCUAUAGCUCUGAUAUCUAUGCUAUUUAUUCUAACAGUGGUGACUACAAUAAUUUUUAAAUGUAAAAAAGCAAGCUCCCAAACUGAUUUAGGAGUAUAUAACAGAAAUGUGUACCCUCAGUUCACACUGGGUUGUCCUUCUGAGAUAAGUGACACAAGUCUACCUUUUCCUUUCUCCUAUGAUGUGUGUGUGACUCUUCUGGAUGAUAAAACCCAAUGA